CUUUUAUCAAGCAAAAAGCAUCCACGGAGGCUGCUUCUUUCAACAGCAAUUCCAUUAAAUGAUACACUUUUCGUGUGGUGGGAAGUUAUUGCCGAGAAAAAAAACAAUUUAGCAACCGCUUGUUUGUUUCAGUAUUAUUUCUCCCUAAUGCCGGAACGGGCUAAAUGGCUUUUGGCCCCUCUGCAAGUGGUCAAGGGGCACUUUCGGUCGGCAUAUUCCUCUCCAAUUCAGGAUUGCCAAUCGGCCCCCUAACCCUUCGCAGCAGCGCCUCUCUUCUUCGUUUCCCCCGCCGGUUCUCCAGUUACCCCCCACGCCGCUCGCGAACAAGAGGCGGCGUGACUCCCCUGCCACGCCGCCCCUCUCUCCGCGCAUCCCGCCGCCUCAGCUCCUUCUCCUUCCUCUUCGGGGAAGAAGCAGCAGCAGCAGCAUCUGCUGAGUUCCCGCCUCUAUCUCCGCCCGGCACCAAGCAAGGGGGGGAGGCGGAGGAAAGAGCAGAGAAGCGGCGCCGCAGCGAGGGCAGCCGCAGCCAAAGAAAGGGAGUUUUGUCCUCGCUGCUGCUGCUGCUGCGGCCGGCCUCGGAGCAAAGCAACCAUGGCCGCAGUUUGCCUCAGGCCGAAGGCGGGCUGCGAAGCGCGAAAGGCAACGGCGGCCGCAGGAGGAGCAAACGCCCAGCAGUGACCAGCCUCCUCCUCUCAACGUCCAGGCCGCGCGUCCUCCAGCGUCGCGCGGCGAGAGGCGGCACCCCACCACCCCCCCCCGCUCCGCUUCGCCUUGCCCGUCGACCCGUCUCACUUUCAGCUCAGCAGCGGAGGCGGUUAGCAACCAGCACCAUGUGGGGGAGGCUCCUCUCCGAGAUCGGGCAAAACGGGGACUACCGGAUAGGCCCAGAAUGUUCUUCAUCAGGAUGGUUUUCGGGUACUGAUUCUCUGUGGCAAGCCACAGCAGGUCCAGCCAGCCGUCAAAGUAUCCAUAUCAGAAGACACAGCAUAGCUUCUGACAGUGGCGACACAGGCGUUGGAACUUCCUGUUCUGAUAGUGUGGAAGAUCAUUCCACAUCAAGUGGCACUUCCUCGUUUAAGCCCAGCCGCUCAUUGGUCUCAAUUCCCACUGCUCAUGUAAUGCCAUCUCAUAUCAACACUUCGCUUUCAAAACAUAGGGAUCCUCUCAAGUCCAACUCUGCAAAGUGGACCACAAGCCUUUUGAGAUCUGCUCAAAGCAGGCAUCAGGGUAUGUUGGACAGCUCUCUUGAUAUGAAAGAUUUGAGGCCUGUAAGGAAGUGGUCAUCGUUGUCUAAACUCAGCACACCUCUUAGUUGUAACCAGGAUGGGGAUGUUUAUUCAGCAGAAUGCAGGACCAGCUUGGAUACAAAUGGAAGAGACAAGACUGUUUCACCACAAUUAAGAAGAAGUGGGUCAAAUUGCUUGUAUAAUAGUAUGGAACUAUUAAAGUCUGAGGACCGAGAAAAUGGGAAGAAAAAGAAUUCUACUUUGAACUGCAAAUACAAAUUUGAAAGUUGCAGCAAAGAAGAUUGGGGGGUUCCUGAUGUCUCAAGCAGGAGACAUGCCUUAGAUAUGACCUAUAGUGCCUUACCUGAAAGCAAGCCUGCUCCAUUAAACUCUGAAGCUUUUCAUCAAGAAUAUAUAACUUUGGAACCACAGGCUGCAGUCCCAUCCCAGGUUUCCAUUCAAUCUUCUGAAAGGACUCAGAGGUGGCUUACAGAACAAUUUCGUACAAAUCCUCCAGAAUCCAGGCCUUCUGAGGAGUCAUACAGUUUAUCUCCUUGGCAGUUACAGCAACUUGAAGAAUUUAGAACAGGAAGUGAACACUCUCUGCAGGUUCUGGGUGGAUCGUAUCAUCAAAGUUAUCCAGCUACAAACUUUCAGGACUAUAAUAAUUGGGAGUCCCUGAUGAAAAUUAAAGAAGGGCUGUUAAGGCAAAAAGAAAUUGUGAUUGAUAGGCAAAACCAGCAAAUUAACCUUCUGUAUCAGAAAAUAAGAGAAAAUGAACUACGAGCUCAACAAGCAAGAUUAGGGCACAUUGUACAUUGUGAAGAAUCAUACCUGAAUAGUUUCCAGCCUCAGUAUGAGAAACCAUCAAUGCCAGCUCAACUUGCAGACAGAUCUUUGACCCAGUGUGAAAGGGAACAGGUUAAGCUUGCAUCAGUACAAAACAAGGAGGUGCAACUCAGUGAGUUUUUGAAAGAAAUAGUAAACAAAUCCAAUGAAGAUAAAAAGAAAAUGGAAGAGAAGCUCAAAACCCGAGACAGGUACAUAAGUAGCCUAAAAAAGAAAUGCCAGAAAGAAUUGGAACAAAAUAAAGAGAAACAGAGGCGAAUCGAAACACUUGAAAAAUACCUAGCUGAUUUGCCAACACUGGAUGAUGUUGAGAAGCAAAGUAAAGAGCUACUGGGUCUUGAAGAAAAAUAUAAGCAAUUGAAAGCUGCUGUGGUUAAGCUAGAAAAGGAAUUGGAGGAAUCUGAGACACAAUGUAAAGAAAAAGAAUUGCAGCUUGUGUGCCAGAAGAAGAAAGAAAAAGAAUUGAUAGCUGCAGUGCAAAGCUUGCAACAGAAAGUAGAAAAAUGCCUGGAAGAUGGUGUCCGUCUUCCUAUGUUGGAUGCAAAACAGCUUCAGAGUGAAAAUGAAAGCCUCACAGAAAAAAUUGAGAAGGCUAAUAAGGUCAUAGACAAUCAACAAAAUCGGAUCACUGAGAUAUCUUUAGAGAUACAGUCUAUGCAAGAAAAGCUUUUGGAAGGAAAUCUGACAAUUCAGAAACAAAAAAAUGAACUUGAAGAAAAGGAUAAAAGUGUACAGCAGUUAAAGGAGGUACUACUUGAAAACCAAAGAUUUAUGGAAGAAAAUGCAAGUUUAAGAGAACAGAUUCAUCAGAUGGAGCAAUCCAGACAACCGGUAGCCGAAAAAUUACCUGUGGCAGAUCAGUUGUUCAUAGAGAUGUCUCACUGUCUGUCUGACUUGAAAGCACUUUGCAGUAUUCUUACUCACAGAGCUCAGGGCAAAGAACCUAACCUGUCCUUGCUGCUCGGAAUCCAAUCAAUGAACUGUUCCUCUGAAGAUGAGAAGCACCAUAGCGCAGAAAGUCUCUCAAAGAAGCUCUCAGAGGUUUGUCAGUUACGGAAAGAUAUUGAUGAACUGAGGACUAUAAUUUCAGACUGCUAUGCUCAGGACAUGGGAGAAAAUUGCAUUACACAGUGAUGACAUCUUGGCCUCACACUAGCAACUAAGUUAUUAAAUGCUGCUCUGGUUUUAGUUCCUCAUGUUUCUGUUGCAAACAAUACUGGAAAGCAAAUGCUGUGCCAGGUGAAAAGGUUUCAUGCAUAAUUCAUGCAGAUAACAUGCUCUUCUUUCGAAGAGAUUUUGUGCUGCAAGAAAAAAAAAUCUAUUUUCUUUAAAACUACUGAAUGUAGGUCAAAGCUGUGAAUAAUGUUGUUCUUUUGAAAAUGGUUUUUAUUUCUUUUGUUACGCUGAUAAAAGAAAAUACAGUGUUUUCUGAAGUAAAAAUGGAAUUGCCAGAAGAGGGCACUAUAACAGUGGUUCAGCGAGCUUUAGGUAGAAGAUAGGCUGGAGAAUCUUCGUGACAAAAGCAGUUGGACAUGCUUGGUUAUUUGAAGGUCAGGUAUUAGAACAGUGGAUGAAGAUACAGAGUCAUAACAAAUAUUUUUUUGAAUGCAGGUAGUACUGAUGGUUUGGGCCACACAAAAAAUUAUUGGUAAAAAUUAUAUGCUCUUUAAGGGUUGCAAUUCCCAGUUUGAUUAUUGUUUUAUUCUGCAGUUCUUGUGUUAUGCAAAGGAAAAAAAAAAGAUGAAAAAACAUUCACAUUUCAGAGAAGGAAGGGUUUCAGACUUAGAAUUUAGUCACCAACUAUUAAGCUUUUUUGCGUUAAUUAGGUUGGGCAAAAAUGGUUUUGAUAAAAGAUUUUUUUUAAAAAAAAUCAAAAACAUUUAAGUGUAAUAUCUUCAUAACAAUAUAUAUUUACUCUUUGUUUGAAAUUUGGGCAAAGUAUUGUCCGCUGAAUGUGAAUGUUUGAAUUCCAGGACACAGAAAAAUAAAAAGCCUUAAAGAAACCUGAUUUUUUUCUGGCAAUCUGAAACAGCAGAUCUUGAUGAAUAAUUAAUAUAGUUGCUUCAAAAUUAUAUCAUUACUGGCAUAAAAACCUUCAGGCAAAUAUUCUUAAGUUCUUCUUAUUGCCAGAAGAGGACUUGGAUGAAAUCAGCAGCGCCAACCUUCAUAGAUGCAGUAUUAAAAUGCCUGAAUUAAAGGUAUGCCACUUUGUAAUCCAGGUUUAUAUAUUUUGCUGUGUUAAAAAUUUAUACACCAUUUGUCAAGACAAGCCUGAUACCAUUUUAUUCUGACAAUCUAUUCUACAAUCAACAAAAAACACCUUCUUUGAAAAAAAGGAGAUUAACUAAAUACAAUGCAUGAUGCUCAUAGAUGCCAUGAGGCUCAUAACUUCAAUCUUGCCAAAAGUUGAUGCUUAAAGAGCAAGAAAUGGAUUACUAUUCUCAAUUUCUUACAUUAAUAUUUUUCCUUAAACAGUUUUUAAACCAUGGUUUUAGAUUGAUAUUUUCACAUUUUGUGUGAUUCAAAUUUACAUUUUAUUUGUAUAUGAUGCAGUUUAAAAAAUUGGCCUUUUUAAAGUUAUAUUUAUUUUAAUAGGAGCUUAUUUCUACUCUGAUGACUAUACUAUCUGUGGAAAUUUAUGUUAAUAUUGAACCUAACUGAUGCUCAAUUGUUUUAAAUGCACAUCUGUAAAUAUUAUAUAGAAGCAGCUAGUAAAGGAUAAAGAUCCUUAAUACUGCUGAUUGAGGCCUGAAUUUAAAAUAUUAAAAUCACAAUCCCAAGAGUAUUACUAGAAAUAAAAUUGAGCAGUACUUAUAAUUGUAACUUUAAAUUCAUAUCUAUGCAGAUGAAGGGGUGAAUGAUCAGAACCUGAUUCACUUUCUCACCAAUGAACAAUGAGUGCAAGCCUAACUUUCUUACUACACUAUGCUAUUAAGAAGCACAAAUGUCAUUUUGUGAUUCUAAAUGUUCUCAUUUUAUAUUCUACUUAACUCUAUCUUGCAAACAAUUUUUAACUGCAGUAUUAUAUUAUUAUUAAGAAAGAAUCUUUCACAAAAAAGAUAAGAGCAGUUUGUGGAAGUAGAUUUUUGACAAAAAUUGUCAAGAAAUUUUAUUUUUGCAUGGGCUACAAAUAACAGAUUUUAAUUAACUAGUUAGCUGGAUUGUUUAACUUCUUUCCUUUAACAACCAUCCUAUUUGUCUACUUUAUAACUUCAUGAGGUCAUACAGCCACUUUUACUUUGAAUAGACAAUCAUAUAACACUCAAGGAAGAACUAAUUUUUGAGAAAUUAUCUCAGAUACCUGAUACUUUUGAUCCUUGCCAAGAUAUUUGUUUAACUAAUGUAGUUUAACAUCAUACUCUAUGCAUGUUUAUGAACCUUUAAAAAAAAAGGUUUGACAAAUUAUUUUACAAUUCGUAUUUUUAAAAAGUUGUCAUUUUUGCCCUUGAAAUAAGAAUUGUGUAGCAAGACAUGCCUCCUAAUAUGCUGUAGAGCAGUGGUUUAAAACCUGGCAACUUUAACCUAGACUUCAAUUCCUAGAAUUGUCCAGCCAGCAUGCUGUCCACAUAUCUUAAAGCUGCCAAGCUUAAAAAACACUUGUAACUAAGAUGUCAGUGAAAAAAAAUGGAUAAUUUGUUUUAACAAUAAAUAAUAUAAUUAUUUCAGUUUAAGGUUCAUAUAUGUAUUCUCGUAAAUAAAUAGAUAAAACUUGACUAGGCAAUUUGUUAAAAACAAAGCCACUGCUCUGCAGCACUUUGGGGGACUUGCUUUAGUGUUCACCCCAUCCUUCCACUCAUAUCCAGUGAAAAUACAAAGGUGUAGCAUGCAUUUCAGCUGCAUUUCUGUUGUCAACAACUCUCAGUGACUGCAAUUCAUUGGUCGAAUAGAGGAGACUCCCAAUGGAUGUGUGUUGAUAAGGAUCUCUAGUGUUUUAGAGAAGACCUGAGGCUGUACAUCUGUGUGGCCUUCUUUACACUACCAGCAAACACAGAGUGUUGGGAAUUAGGGCUAUUAGUACGACCCUCUUUUCUUCUUACCCAUUCAUUGGAACAACUAAAAUGAGGUGGUGAUUUCUGACAUUUUGGCCUAUCAAACUGGCGAGUAAAAAAGAAGAGUAUGCUGUGAAUCACAAACCUGUUCAAGCAUUUGAUAGAGAUUGCUGAGUGGAAAGCAUCAGGUAUUUGUUCCUGCUUUAAACAGGGAAGGACCUAGAUUUAUCCUCAAAUGCUAAAUAACAGGGAGAAGGCAUCUGCAACUGCUUGUAUGUAGGUUAUGCAGUAUAUAGAAAGAGAUUUGUUUCUCCAAUAAAGGCUCCAUAUGUCCUGGUAAUUAGUUUAAUGUGUCUUAGUGAAAUGAAAACAAUCAAAGAUGGUAACCAAAGACAGAAGGACAAAAUUAAAUGAACCAUAAAUGCACAGUAUUAUUUUAUUAGUAAUAACUUAGCAAUUUUGGAAUCUGAAGAACUUACCUGUUUACAAUGGCUAUUUAGUAGUUUGAGUUCUGCAUAAGAGAUGCAUGAGUUUUUUCAUUGAAUAUGUGUGUGGCCUCAUUCAACACAUGUUAUAAAAAUGGUUAACUAAUAAUAGCUUUUUAGAAAAAAUGGUUCACAAUGGUAUUACUAAGUUGAUUUAGUCAUGACAACCUUUUCCCCCAGAUACAGGAGAUCAUUCAAAGAGCUGAAAAAGUAUUACUAAUAAAUAAAAUGUAGAUAGGUUUGUCAGCAAAGAUGAAGGCAAAAUUUACAUAUUUCAUAUGUCAAGGUUGAAUUUUUACAGAUGUGUAGAUGGCAUUCUAUAGUAACUACUAUAAUUUAAGAAUGUAUCCUAAAAAGGAAUUUAGAAAGUUACUUUCAUACAUGCCUAAUGCAGUUAUUUAUAUGCCAUUUGUAUGUACAGUAUUCAAAUUUAGUACUGUAGUAUAAACUUGAUUUGAUUUUUUGUAAAGCAGGGUCAAUGAUCCUAUUUGGAAAAUUGACUUAGCUCUGACAUUAAUGCCCAAAUCAGUACUUCGUCAUUAUAUAAGGGUAGAGUUAGGUGUUAAAUAUUUAAGUUUUUGGAAUGUAAGUUAUGAGCACAGAGAUCAUUUUUAGUAGGUUUGCCAUAAUCAGUCACCCUGGAUAUAGAUAUUUUUUAAAAAAGUAAUAUAAAUGAACCAAAAUUAUUUUUUAACUUUUUUAUUACUCUACAAAUUAGUUUUUUAAGUUAUUUAUUCCUAUCCCACCCCCUUUGGAAAAAUUGUGAAAAAUAAUAUCUUGUUAGAUUCCAGAAUGAGGAUAAAAAAUAAAUGCAAGAUGAGGUGUGCAUCAGUUUUACGCUGCCUAAAACUUAAACUGGGACUAAAUUCACCUAACCCCCAAAUUUAUUAUUCAACAAUGCUUCUGUAAAUCUGUGUAUAUUUAAAAAUAACUCUAAACAUAAAAGAGAUUUGACAUCAUAUUCUAGAUUUGGAUUUCCAAAAAAAUUGAAGGCAAAGCUACUAUUCUGUAAAAAGACAAUGGAUAUUAAAAAUUAGGUGAAUCGAUCAAUAAACCAACAGUCACUGGAGUAUUACUUCCAUCUCUUUGUAACUCUGUGCCUCUUAUUUUUGUUCAUGGCUUAAAAGUAACAUUUUAAUAGCUAUGAAAGUAUCAAAAUUUGCACUUUGUUUCCUCUGAUUUUUGAGACUUUUUAGCUUAUAAAAGUGUGAGAAACUUUUCGUAAAUAGAAAUAUUUUUUACCUUUGAAACUUAAUCUGGUCUGUUUUUACCAGCUAUUCUGUACAUGGUGGAGAAUAUGCAGGAAAUUCAGUCAGAGUGUCCUUUUGUAUAUAUUAGGUAUAUCGUUGUUAAGGCAGUGGCAAGGGAAGGGAAAAGAGGGCUCUCCUUCAAAGCACAGCAGACUUAAACUGGAUCAGUUUUCUAAUGCUGGUAGUUCUUCAAUGUUGGGUUCAGUUUUUGAGCCGCUCAGAAUACCUCAUGUGUACAUAGAGUUGUCAUGACUUAAAUCGAAAUGCAUUCAGUGUUGUUGCUGUUUUUAUUUUUAAAGAGCCACUGGCUGGCUCAUCUCUAGGCCUGUCAUUCUUGUCUACCCUCUUUUUGUAACUUUUUUUAAAGUAGCAUUUACAGCUAGAAUUUUGAAUGCCAAAGUUCUAUUUAUUAAAUGAUAAAAUUUUCAAUGUUGAUUAUACUAGUAUUUUUCCACUCAAUCUGUUUGUUUGAUGUUUGAAUUUGUAUCUGAGGAAGAAAAAUAAAUUUUGUUACAAAAGCUG
This is a messenger RNA of Ahaetulla prasina, 8321 nucleotides long. It is a transcript of the gene CEP85L, whose product is annotated as centrosomal protein 85 like. The coding region runs from base 165 to 3209 and encodes 1014 amino acids. Lineage: Eukaryota; Metazoa; Chordata; Lepidosauria; Squamata; Colubridae. The record is from RefSeq and is a predicted model, not a curated record. The transcript has 13 exons. Gene Ontology annotation, cellular component: centrosome.